AUGCUACCUGUAUUCGGGAACGAGAAACGAAGGAGGAUAAACCUGGGCGGCCAAACGUCGAGUCAGUCUCACGAUGCGAUCGUGAACCAGGCUAGGGUGCGCCGCGGCGAGCGCGAGGAACGCCGUAGGCAGCAAGAUGCUGCUCUGCGCAUUCAGGCUUGGUGGAGAGGGAGUCUUGAGGCGAAGGAUAUUAGGAUGCAGCUACAGCAAAUGUUUAGAUCUGACCCUCUAUCUAUACGCGGCAUGAGGUGUCUCGUGCUCAUCGGCAAAAGGCCAGAUGCCCUUGACAUAUGGUCGUCUGCGGUACUGGGAGUUGGCAUCGAUUUGUGGCUACAGAAUGGCGUUUCGAGCUUAGAUCGUCAAAGCUGGCUUGUGCUCGUACGGCAAAUAUGUGUCCUGUUGCUGCAGGAUGUAGCGGAUCACCCGCAAGUGACACGAUCUGAAGCACAUCUCCGAGUACUUGAUGCGGUUCUAUCGGCUACUGUAGUUACACGAGCCUUAGGUCCGCAAGGGCCUGAACUCAGUACGGCGGUGACCGCGUAUACCUUGCAAAGGGGAUUCUAUGAUCAUGUUGCGAGAGCGAUCCUAAAUACGCCACUCGACGCAGCAAAGACGUCCAAGACGCUACCUUUGCUGGUCCCGCUCAUCAGUCAUCCACUCCGCACCUUCAAUACCGACUCACCCGGAUACCUGGCUUCAUUUUCGCAACUCGUGCAGCACAUACUGCCGAUCCCACUUCUGCCCAAUCGCGUACCUCUCGCAUCCUUGCCGCAAUUGUCAAGUAGUCUUCCGCUCUCGAACAUCGCUGUGCUUUCCGAAUCCAUUCGUUCGCUCGUAUCCUCGCUUUCUGUCGAAUCACGUGUACACUUGCUCUCGAACUUGCUCGCAUUCUCCCCACCACGAUACGCUAAACUUCCCGGACCCGCGCUCGCGACGCAUCUUAAACUGUACGCGGCAAUCAUGCAUGCACUGCCUCCGCGCGCCCUGGACCCACCCGAGCCGCGCGCUUCAGCUUCGAAUGGCAAAUCAUCGUCUGUUUGGACCUCCUACAACACCGACGACGAAGACGACGAUUCACCUAUCACUGUCACCGUGGUCGCGAGCACCACUGCUCCUACUCCGGCGCCUCAACUACCGACCCUUGAUAGCCGUACGCGCAGGAGAUUGCAGACGAUUGCGGCGGACUCGCACAUCAAAGCGCUCCUUGCGGCUUCGGGUCACUUUGCGGCAUCAAGACCAGCGUUCUUCGAUUACCUCCUCGCACUCUGCACCGUAUGGCCUGCGCGCGCAAGUGGUGUGCUCACGGGCGUCAUGAUUGCAGGCGGAGGCGUGUUUCGGGAGUUGUACCGUGGCUAUGUUCGUAGUAGCCCACUUGGACGCGAUGAAGGCCUCUCAGUGCUUAUGGAUCCAGCAAAUGCCGCUCAUUGGCCUCCGCUUCUCAUCCUUAACGACCUAUACGCCCAAGCACUGCUCACGAUGGCCGACGACGAGUUCUUCGCCAGCGAUCGUCCUUCAUCAGUCAAGACCGACACACCACGCAAUCCGCUCUCGAUAGACGAGGUCGUCUCGUUCUCUCGUCGGCUGCUCAACAUCGCCUUUACACUUUACUGGCGCGAUGACCAGGCCGCGUUGCAAGAUGCGUGCGCCCCGGGGACAAGCCUGAGGUGGGAUGCUGUUAGGGAGAAGUUGACGAAGGCGCUCGUUGCUAUACACGCCAGAGACUCCCGUCGACCAUUCACGCCGCCGGAUCACUGGCUCGCACCGGGCCGCUUCGACAUGCAGUCCUUUAUCGAAGCUGCAAUUGCCGAAGAUGCACAUAUCUCACAGCCUUCCGGAACUCGCGCUCUUACAUCUCGACAAGUUGCAGCGCUCAGCCCCCGCCUCGGCGUACUCAACAAUAUCCCCUUCGCCAUCCCCUUCGCCACGCGUUUCCGUAUACUGCGCGCUUUCGUAGAAGCAGAUCAAGCCGCACACGCCCAAAUCGGUGAAGAAUCCCCCCAUGCUAGGCGAAGUUGGGGGAUGCCGGGAGGGGCGCCACAGCGCGCGAGCGUGCGCCGAGGACAUAUCGCUGAGGAUGGGUUCGACAAGCUUGGGGAGGCGGAUCUGAAAGGACACGUUCAGAUAGCUUUUAUUGACCAGUUUGGCGAUGUCGAGGAAGGUAUUGACGGUGGCGGCGUUUUCAAGGAGUUCUUGACCGAGAUUUGCAAGGAGGUCUUCGACAGCGACCGCGGUCUUUGGCUGGAGACGAAGCGAAACGAGCUCUAUCCCAAUCCACAUACGUAUGCCACAGAAUCACAUAGCUUGGCCUGGUACAAGUUCAUCGGACGCAUCCUUGGCAAGGCCAUUUACGACGGCAUUCUCGUGAACGUUGUCUUCGCCGGAUUCUUCUUGGCUAAGUGGCUCGGGAAGUCUAGCUUCUUGGACGACCUCGAAUCGCUGGAUCCGGAGCUAUACAACGGCUUGCUCUUCCUCAAGCGCUACCCUGGCAAUCCCGAGGAUCUCUCCCUAAACUUCACUAUCGCCGUCGAAGAGUUCGGCGUCGCGAAGACCAUUGACCUCGUUCCGAAUGGCAGCAACAUCCCCGUCACGCGCGACAAUCGACUGGAGUACAUCCUCCGUACAGCGCACUUCCGCCUCACGAAGCAGAUCAAACGCCAGUCUGAAGCGUUCUUUGAGGGCCUCUCGGAGAUGAUUGACCCGAAGUGGUUACGAAUGUUCAAUCAGCAGGAGCUACAAGUGCUCCUUGGUGGUGUGGACACACCCAUCGACAUCGACGACUGGCGCGCGCAUACGAAGUACGGUGGCUUAUUCGACAACGCUCACCCGACUGUUGCCGCGUUCUGGAGUGUCGUCAAGAGUCUGACAGACGAGCAGCAGCGCGCGCUGCUUCGCUUCGUGACGAGUGUUGGAAGACCUCCAUUACUAGGGUUCAAGGAAUUGAAUCCGCCCUUCUGCAUACGCGAUUCGGGCGGGGACGAGACGCGCUUGCCAACGGCAAGUACCUGUUUUAACCUACUCAAGAUGCCUCGAUACUCGUCAUCGACCGCGUUGAAGCAAAAGUUGCUGCAAGCUUUGUUUGCUGGCGCUGGAUUCAAUUUGUCGUAG
Messenger RNA from Peniophora sp. CBMAI 1063, 3105 nucleotides. The record is from the annotation of a GenBank genome assembly. Lineage: Eukaryota; Fungi; Basidiomycota; Agaricomycetes; Russulales; Peniophoraceae.